Molecule: messenger RNA, 6842 nt
Organism: Megalops cyprinoides (Indo-Pacific tarpon)
Lineage: Eukaryota; Metazoa; Chordata; Actinopteri; Elopiformes; Megalopidae
Gene: pikfyve
Product: phosphoinositide kinase, FYVE finger containing
Exons: 42
Coding region: 157-6438 (2093 amino acids)
Biological process (GO): intracellular signal transduction; phosphatidylinositol metabolic process
Molecular function (GO): ATP binding; 1-phosphatidylinositol-3-phosphate 5-kinase activity; metal ion binding
Source: RefSeq, a predicted model, not a curated record
AGCAACUAGAGGAUAGAGGAAGAGUAUUUGGCUAGUUUGAUAGCUAGCUAAUCUAGUUACGUAAACAAAAACAAACCUCACUCAUUGAUUGAAGACAAUUGCCCGGUGUUGACACGGACAUGUCAGUGGGGACCCUCUCUGUACAGGAGCAGUGACAUGGCUGCUGAUGACAAGUCCUCCUCCUCUUCCUCCUCCACGCUGGAGUGGAGCGCGGAACCUCCCGCCCUGCCCCACAGCCCCUCCCACCUCACGCACUUCAAGCCCCUGACCCCAGAACAGGACGAGCCCCCGCUCCGCUCAGCCUACAGCUCCUUCGUCAGCCUCUUCCGCUUCAGCAAAGACCGAUCCUACAGUAAAGAUGAGGGACGGCCCCCCUCCGUGGCAGAGAAGACAGAAGUAGCAGUGCCAUCUCCCCAGAGGGAUCGCAGCAGCUGGUCAAGCCCCUCCCACUCCCUCCACGCCUCUGGGACACACAGGAAGCAACACCCCCCUGAAAUGCUGCGCCGGACCUCCACUGCAUCAGAGGGCCGUAGGAAGUCGGAGGCCCCCUUGGGGAGCCAUGACCCCCGCACCGCCGUGCAGCUCCGCACUGCCCUCAAGCGGCUGAAGGAGAUCAUGGAGGGCAAGAGCCAGGACAGCGACCUGAAGCAGUACUGGAUGCCGGACAGCCAGUGCAAGGAGUGCUACGACUGCAACGAGAAGUUCACCACCUUCCGCCGCAGGCACCACUGCCGCCUGUGCGGCCAGAUCUUCUGCAGCCGCUGCUGCAGCCAGGAGAUCCCGGGGAAGUUCAUGGGCUACACGGGCGACCUGCGGGCCUGUACCUACUGCCGCAAGAUCGCGCUGAGCUACGCGCACUCGGCCGACUCGGGCUCCAUCGGGGAGGACCUGAGCGCCCUGUCGGACUCGCCCUGCUCCGUGUGCGUGCUGGAGCCCAGCGAACCACGCACGCCCGUGGGGGGUCGCAAGGCCAGCCGAAACAUCUUCCUGGAGGAGGACCUGGCCUGGCAGAGAAAAACUCCUAUUGGGAUAACGAAGAAUCUGAUCCAUCAGGAGUCUCAAAGUAGCGGCAUUAGCUCCAGGCUGACUGCAGUGCCGGAGGACGUGGGAAAAUCCCCAGCGAGGAAGAGGUCGGCUAGCGUUACCAACCUGUCUCUGGACCGUUCGGGCUCCUCCAUGGUCCCGUCCUACGACAGCUCCAUCAGCCCCCAGACCAGCCGGGCCCUGCCCAAACCGGACCACAAUGAGGACGAGCGCAAAAUCCUGCUGGACUCGUCCCAGCUGAAGGACCUGUGGAAGAAGAUCUGCCACAACAGCACGGGCAUGGAGUUCCAGGACCACCGCUACUGGCUGCGCACCUACCCCAACUGCAUUGUGGGAAAGGAGCUGGUCAACUGGCUGUUGCGGAAUGGGACCAUCUCCACCAGGGCUCAGGCAAUAGCUAUAGGCCAGGCACUAGUAGACGGACGUUGGUUGGACUGUGUCACUCACCAUGACCAGAUCUUCAGGGAUGAGUAUGCUCUCUAUCGCCCCCUACAGAGCACAGAGUUCUCAGAGACCCCAUCUCCGGACAGUGACAGCGUCAACUCUCUGGAGGGACACUCAGAGCCAUCCUGGUUCAAGGACAUCAAGUUCGAUGACAGUGACACGGAGCAGCUGGCAGACGAGAGCGAUUACAUUAUGCCCAACUCGGCUAGCCCCAGCAAGAGAACCUCCGUGAGCAGCUUCCAGUCAGCAGUGGACAGCGACUCGGCUGCCUCCAUCAACCUGAACGUGGAGCAAGACAAUGUCAACUUCCACAUCAAGAAGCACUCCAAGUACCCCCACGUGCCCCCCCACCCAGCCGAGCCGAAAGCUGAGCUCCUUGUGACAGAAGAUGGGGGACAGCAGAUCUCCAUCAGUGAUGCCUUUAUCAAAGAGUCGCUGUUUAACCGUCGGGUGGAGGAGAAGACCAAGGAGCUGCUGUUCACCCCUCUGGGCUGGCACCACAGCUCUCUGGACCAGCUGAGGGAGGAGAAUGGAGAGAAGAAGGCCAUGGAGAGACUGCUUUCUGCCAACCACAACCACAUGAUGGCGCUGCUGCAGCAGCUGCUGUACAGCGAGUCCCUCUCGCUGUCCUGGCGUGACAUCAUUGUGCCCGUGGUGCGGCAGGUGGUUCAGACAGUGCGGCCGGACGUGCGCAGCUGUGACGACGACAUGGACAUCCGCCAGUUCGUGCACAUCAAGAAGAUCCCUGGAGGGAAGAAGUUUGACUCUGCUGUGGUGAAUGGUUUUGUUUGCACCAAGAACAUCGCCCAUAAAAAGAUGAAUUCCUACAUCAAGAACCCCAAGAUUCUGUUACUGAAGUGUUCUAUAGAGUACCUGUACAGGGAGGAGACCAAGUUCACCUGCAUCGACCCCAUUGUGCUGCAGGAGCGGGAGUUCCUGAAGAACUACGUGCAGCGGAUUGCAGACGUGCGGCCCAACCUGGUGCUGGUGGAGAAGACGGUGUCUCGCAUUGCCCAGGACAUGCUACUGGAGCACGGCAUCACGCUGGUCAUCAACGUCAAGCCUCAAGUGCUGGACAGAGUUAGCCGCAUGACUCAGGGGGACCUGGUCAUGUCUAUGGACCAGCUGCUGACCAAGCCCCGCCUUGGAACCUGCCACAAGUUCUGCCUACACUCCUUCCAGCUGCCCAAUAAUGAGACGAAGACGCUGAUGUUCUUCGAGGGCUGCCCCCCGAAUCUGGGCUGCACCAUUAAGCUGCGGGGGGCGUCGGAGUACGAGCUCGCCCGGGUGAAAGAGAUCAUCGUGCUGAUGAUCUGCGUGGCCUACCACUCGCAGCUGGAGAUCUCCUUCCUGAUGGAUGAGUUCGCCAUGCCGCCCAGCCUCGCCAAGACCAGCUCCUUCCCCUGCCUUCUGGAGAGCGCCGGGGGUGAGGAGGAGGAGGAGGAGGAGGAGGAGGAAGAGGAGGAGAAGGAAGGGAAGGGGGGAGGAACUGAUUGCAAUGACCCCUUCCAGCCAGCAGAUGGAACCACAGGGCCUCCGGAGCAAGAGGGCCCCCCUGAAAAGCUGCCCUCAGUUUCGGAGUCCUCUCUUAAGGAUGGGGAAAGCCCCAAGGGUGCCAAGUCCGACUCCGCCUCGUCCUUCCCAGGGAUUGAGGGUGAGGAACAGGACGUGAUGACAUCCACGCCGGUGUCCUGCCCCCCGGCACCGCCCCCGCCCGUGUCCCCGCCUUUCCUUAUCUCAGACCUGGACAUGCCGGGACCAGAGGAGGAGGGGGCCAAGCGGGCCCUCCUGCGGGGGGACUCGCGGGAGAGCUCGGGCUCAGAGACGCCUCCGCCCCCCGCCCCCCGGCUCUUUCGGGACCCCCUGCAGGACGACACGGGCAUGUUCGUGGCCGAGCAGGUGGCGUCCUCCGACGACCGGCUGAAGUCCCUCUCCGCCGCUUUCAGGCAGGAGCUGAAGGACAUCAUCCUCUGCAUCUCGCCCUUCAUCUCCUUCAAGGAGCCCUUCCUGCUGACCCCCGCCGGCCUGCGCUGCCCGAGCCGCGACUACUUCCCCGAGCAGGUCUACCUCUCCCCGCUGCUCAACAAGGACUUCCGAGAGCUGGACGGUCGCCGCAAGAGGCAGCUGCUGAAGGAGGUGGCGCCGGCCCCGGGCGGCGUGGCCAACGGCGGCGGGGCCCCGCUCCCUGCGCCCCGCUCCAUCCAGGUGCUGCCCUCGCACCGCCUCACCAGCAUGCGCAUCGCCGAGCAGCUGGGCAGCAGCCACAGCCUGGCCCGCACCCUGGCCGACUACCGCGCCCAGGGGGGCCGCAUCCGCACGCGGGAGGCCGACCCCUUCGCGCAGACCCGCGAGGCGCCCCCGCCGAAGCCGCCCGCCAAGGCGGAGAGCGAGGAGGACCGGGGGCCGCCGCAGAACGACAUGACCUGGGCUGCCAAGAUGGACUGCCUGAACCCCAUCAACCAUCAGCGGCUGUGUGUGCUCUUCAGCAGCUCCUCUGCGCAGUCCAGCAACGCUCCGAACCCCUGCGUCAGCCCUUGGAUUGUGACCAUGGAAUUCUACGGAAAGAACGAUUUGACCCUGGGCAUAUUUUUAGAGAGAUACUGUUUCAGACCUUCCUACCAGUGCCCCAGCAUGUUCUGCGAGACUCCCAUGGUGCACCACAUCCGCCGUUUCGUCCAUGGCAACGGCUGUGUGCAGAUCGUGCUGAAGGAGCUGGACUCACCCGUGCCGGGCUACCAGCACACCAUCCUCAACUACUCCUGGUGCCGUAUCUGCAAGCAGGUGACGCCAGUGGUCCCUCUGUCCAGUGACUCCUGGUCAAUGUCCUUUGCCAAGUAUCUGGAGCUGCGCUUCUAUGGGCACCAGUAUACCCGGCGCGCCAAUGCUGAACCAUGCGGACACUCCAUCCACAAGGACUACCACCAGUACUUCUCCUACAACCAGAUGGUGGCCUCCUUCAGCUACACCUCUGUGAGACUGUUGGAGAUCUGCCUUCCUCCUCCCAAGAUCUUCAUCAGGAAUCAGGGCCCCUCCAAGAACAGCCUGCUGCAGGACCUCAAGGACUUCUCACAGAAGGUGACUCAGGUGUACCUGGCCAUAGAUGACCGCCUCACCUCCCUAAAGACGGACACCUUCAGUAAGACCCGCGAGGAGAAGAUGGAGGACCUAUUUGCACAAAAAGAUAUGGAGGAAGCAGAGCUGCGCAGCUGGAUCGAGAAGCUGCAGGCCCGGCUGCUCUCCUGCGGCAUGGACGCCCCCCAGCAGCUGCAGGCCGUGCUGGAGUCAGUGGUGGUGAAGAAGCAGAGCCUGUGUGAGACCCUGCAGUCCUGGAACAGCCGACUCCAGGACCUAUUCCAGCAGGAGAAGGGCAGGAAGCGUCUGUCCGUCCCACCCAGCCCGGGGAGACACAGACAGACAGACGACAGUAAGACGAGCGCUCUGGAGUCCUCCCCACGGAACCCCUCCCCUGUGGUGCAGAAUGGAGAGAAAGAGGAUCGGUACCUGAGCACCCUGCCCUCGGGUUCCGGGUCCUCCUCACUGCUGCAGCUGCCGUCGCCAGGGGAGACGGGCGCAGAACCGCUGUCAUCGGGUCCAUCUUUCCCUGAGCAGGACUCCAUCAGCAUUCCCGAAGAUGUGUUUGAUGGACACCUCCUGGGCUCCAAUGACAGCCAGGUGAAGGAGAAGUCCACCAUGAAAGCUAUCCUGGCCAACCUGUUGCCUGGCAACAGCUACAACCCCAUCCCUUUCCCUUUUGACCCAGACAAGCAUUACCUGAUGUACGAACAUGAGCGAGUCCCCAUCGCCGUGUGUGAGAGAGAGCCCAGCUCCAUCAUUGCCUUUGCUCUCAGCUGUAAGGAGUACAAGGCAGCCCUGGAGGAGCUCUCUAAGGCUACAGUGAAGACUGGAGCGGAGGAUACAGCCCCGACCAACAGCACGGGAGAGAGCCGGGUGAAGAGCAGCCCCGCCAAACCCAACGAGACAGCUGCCCCGCCUGCGGCCCGCUCCAGCCUGGACACCGACCCGCUCAAAGAGCCAGAUGGAGGAGAUAAGCAGAAGAAGCUGGCAGGGAACCCUCACAUUGAACUGCAGUUCUCGGACGCCAACGCCAAGUUCUACUGUCGGAUCUACUACGCGGAGGAGUUCCACCGCAUGCGCGAGGAGAUCAUGGAGAGCAGCGAGGACGACUUUGUGCGCUCCCUCUCACACUGCGUCAACUGGCAGGCCCGCGGCGGCAAAUCCGGCGCCGUCUUCUACGCCACCGAGGAUGACAGGUUCAUUCUGAAACAGAUGCCCAGGCUGGAGGUCCAGUCAUUCUUGGACUUUGCCCCGCACUACUUUACAUACAUCACCGGUGCUGUGCAGCAGAAGCGUCCCACCGCGCUGGCCAAGAUCCUGGGGGUGUACCGGAUCGGCUACAAGAACUCCCAGAACAACACGGAGAAGAAGCUGGACCUGCUGGUGAUGGAGAACCUCUUCUACGGGCGCAAGAUGGCGCAGGUGUUCGACCUGAAGGGCUCGCUGCGCAACCGCAAUGUGAAGACGGACUCGGGCAAGGAGAGCUGCGAGGUGGUGCUGCUGGACGAGAACCUGCUGCGGCUGGUGCACGACAACCCGCUGUACAUCCGCGCCCACUGCAAGGCCAUCCUGCGAGCCGCCAUCCACAGCGACGCCUACUUCCUGUCCAGCCACCUCAUCAUCGACUACUCCCUGCUGGUGGGCCGCGACGACACCACCAACCAGCUGGUGGUGGGCAUCAUCGAUUACAUUCGGACGUUCACAUGGGACAAGAAGCUGGAAAUGGUGGUCAAAUCCACUGGAAUCCUGGGGGGCCAAGGGAAGAUGCCGACGGUGGUGUCCCCAGAACUGUACCGAGCCCGGUUCUGCGAGGCUAUGGACAAGUACUUCCUGAUGGUGCCUGACCACUGGACCGGGUUGGGGGUGAACUGCUAAACUGGGCUCUGGACCAUUAAGCAGAAGCAGAACCAGAACCAUGGCUGCUAUCAACGUCACAUUCAAGUCUCUCUCCACACUGCAGCCACACAAGGAAGUCUCCAGUCUCUAUUCAGACUUCGGAAAAAAGCACACUUAGAUUAAUUUGUUUGGUGGACUGAACUGAUGAAUGUUGAGUAACUUAUUUAAAGCACGGUGACCCGGUCAGUUACACCCAAACAACUGAGGAAUGCAUGGAAAGCCUGCUGAAUGGUGACAGAUCUCCAGGGACGUGGGGGAGGGGAAGAGCCAGUGUUGUGGAAGUGCCAAGACAAAAGGAUCAUAUCCUGUAGAUUUUAGUCGUUGCACUGAAAGCCAGCCUGCUAAGGCCCCCAUGUGGCAUAUCCAAACGACCCAAUCUGAAA